Molecule: messenger RNA, 3054 nt
Organism: Oncorhynchus mykiss (rainbow trout)
Lineage: Eukaryota; Metazoa; Chordata; Actinopteri; Salmoniformes; Salmonidae
Product: tyrosine-protein kinase Mer
Biological process (GO): cell-cell adhesion
Source: RefSeq, a predicted model, not a curated record
GUGCUUAGCGUAGAUAAGGAGGGUAAGCAUUGAAGGGAAAGAAGAGUCCCCGCCCUAAAAUGUGAUCCUUCAAAAACCUCUAGUGACGAUGUCACCAAAGAAAGUUUAUCUUCGCCGUCCAGAGAAACGUAAUUUCCAGAUUCGCCAUUCUGACAAACGUUAUUUCCAGAUUCGCGUCCAGAGAAACGUGAUUUCCAGAUCUCCAAUCCUGGAUCUUCUCCGAACGAAAACAGCUGGAUUACAGACUGGGAUAAAAUUAGUUAGUUAGUUUGUAUUAAUGAUGUUGAGAAUUAUAACUAUUUGUGGUAACGUGUCAGAGCGCUCCAAAAUUACUUAUAGAUAAGUUUUUUUUAUUGGAGAGGAGCUGGUAGCGGAUCAAUUCCCCGUGUGCGCGCACUGCACACUAUUUACUGCGGCAAAAGAGUUGAAUAAAUUAUCUCUAUUGACUGUUUUACGUUCUACAAGUUUUUGCAUCGUUUUGGGGAAUCUGGCCAAUGCUGAGCAUCAUGGGAGUCCCUAUGUUUACCGUGUCUCUGGAGGACCUGGUCGUGGCCGAGGCACUGUCUCCCCCAGCAUGCCAGGACGUCAGGUUCGCUCCACCCAGCCCACCGUACCUCCCGAGACCCUCAUCAUACCAGCCCACAGCACGAGGGUCCACCUCAGCCAGGACGACAUCAAGAAGCUGAGGUUCAAGCCCACGGUGGGAUCGGUGCACCUAUCAGAGGGGCACAACACCAAUUUCAACUGCUCCAUCGAGGUCCCUGACAACCACCUGGACCUCACCGUGCUGUGGUGGAAGAACACCAUGGAGCUGGCUGAAAACCUGCAGGUGGUCAUCAACGAAUUACAGACCGUCACACACGGGUUCAUGACUCUGCUGUUCACUGUCAGCAUAACUCGUGUGCAAAGAGCUGACGCUGGGGAUUACCGCUGUAGACUGAGAGUCCGUGACAUAGAGAUAGAGUCCCAGCCUAUCAGCAUUCAGGUCGAAGGUCUACCAAUGUUCACUAGACACCCAGAUGACAUGAACGUAACUUGUAACAGCCCCUUUAACCUGUCAUGUGAAGCGGUGGGUCCCCCGACUCCUAUCACAAUCCGUUGGCUACGCAACGGAGUUCCUGAGAUGGGGUAUGAGAUUAUGUACAGCUGUUGGCGUACUGACCCCCUGGACCGCCCCAUCUUCACUCCGGUAAGAGAACUGUUGGAGAAGCUGACAGAGAAACUUCCAGAGGUUUCUACCAGCAAAGAGAACAUCAUCUACAUCAACACCAGUUUCGCCGAGGAGGAGCAUGGGGUUUGUGCAGACCCCCACCUAGAUUUGCCGCUUUUUAGGACCUCCCCUUCCUGCAGUCAUAACAACCAAUUCAGCUCCUCCCCUUCCUGUUGCCACCCAUUUAGCUCCUCCCCUUCCUGCAGCCAGGCGAGACCGGACCUCCCCCUUUUCAGUUCCUUCUCUUCCUGCAGUCAAAGUCAGAGACCAAAUAACAGAGAUAUGGUGACAGCAGACAUCCACGAGAGUAAGGAAGAUGAUCGUUACGUUGUUGUCAUCUCUAAUGCCAAUCGGAGUAGAGACCCCGCUGUCGCCAAGACCGCAGCAACAGCAGCAGCUGUGGACAGUGACACUCCCCCGUUCUCGAGGGAGGGCUUGGGUGGGGCUGUGCGUGGAACUACCUGUGACUCAGUGGGUGAUGUCACUGGAAUGGAGCAGCACGCGAGUGACACCACGCUGUUACUCUGAAGGGCAUGGAACAUUGGGACUAGAAAUCCAGGGAUUUGAAAGCAGAAAAGAAAAGCUCUCUCUCAGGUGUCAUAUCUGAUGAUAAUACACAUCCUUCUGGUCUGCACUCUGAUCUGUUGAGGACAUUAUAGGUAUGAUAAUGACCCGGCCGGUGAUGAGCACGAUUACCGCAUGAUUACCGCCGGUAACGUGUCCGGCUCUGGACUCUAUGCUACUGGGUUCGAAUCAUGCCUCGGAAUAUCAUGCUACUCCUUCAUUUUAUUACAGUAUGAAGAGAUGUUACUGUGGAUCAUGAGCACAUAGGCUUCCUGCUUGGUGCAGCAUGUGCAGUCUUGAGUUGUCACCCUUCCAAGUCCUGUUUCACCAAGGAUCUGCCCAGUUUCCAUAGAAAUUGAAUACCUAUCUAUGAUUCUGUCUUCUGGCAUUAUUAAAACAGUAUUACAGGCUUGUCUAUUCCCUAAUGAUUUGCAUUGAAGUUAUUCUGACCAGUUUUUCGGUGGAUGUUUAUACCUCAAAUAGUUACCACUAGCUAUCAGUGUGCAAGAGAUGUACAUAAUAUAUUCUACAUUUGCACAUCUCUCUUAUAGUAUACAGCAUUUCCAAUGAGAUAAGCUUUGCUCACAAAUAAAAUCAGUGUAUCCCUAGCAAAUAUUUUCCCUCCUGCAGCAAAGCACCCCCACAACAUGAUGCUGCCACCCCUGUGCUUCACGGUUGGGAUGGUGUUCUUCGGCUUGCAAGCCUCCCCAAAAAGUACGACCUUUGUCCCCAUGUGCAGUUGCAAACCGUAGUCUGGCUUUUUUUAUGGUGGUUUUGGAGCAGUGGCUUCUUUCUUGCUGAGCGGCCUUUGAGGUUAAGUCGAUAUAGGACUUGUUUUACUGUGGAUAUAGAUACUUUUGUACCUGUUUCCUCCAGCAUCUUCACAAGGUCCUUUGCUGUUGUUCUGGGAUUGAUUUGCACUUUUCGCACCAAAGCACGUUCAUCUCUUGAUAUUGAAAGCUGUGAACAAGACAUAAAUACGGCCAAUCACUGUUCUAAAUCAGUGUACUACACUUCCAACUAAAUGCUUACAUUCAGACUGUAUGUAAAUUGCCUUUUUAUAUAUUGAAGUAUUUUUUUAAGUGCCAUUGUGUAUAUGAACUUUACCUACUAAGUGUAUAGAGAGUAUUGUGUACAUAUGUUUUAUAGUCUGAAAAAAAAAUCUGUUUUGGAUCUCUGAGGACCCUGUGCAGCCUUGAGGUACUCCACCAAGUUCAGGCUGUAGACCUUGGAAUGUGCACAAUAUCUAAUAGUUUCAAUUAAAGAUUUUAAAACAAGUA